AUGAACAGCCAGGACCGCGUCCGCGCGACCACCUCUCAACCGGAUCUCGCAGCCAUCCAGGAUGCCCAACGAGUGCUAGUAGAAGAAGGCAUGAAGAUUCGCGAGCAAGUUCUUGGCGCUAGCUACGUCCGUAACGCUCAAUCAUUACCAGAGUUCGAACAGCCACUGCAAGACAUGGCUGUCGCUGCCGGAUGGGCACUCUGCUGGUCGAGACCUGGUCUCGAACGAAAGACGCGAUCCCUCAUCUGUAUCGCCGUCCUGAGUGCCCUGGGGCGAGACGAGGAGUUAAAAGUCCAUAUCCGUGGCGCACUUAGCAACGGUUGCACGGAGGACGAAAUCCGCGAAGUUCUAUUUCAGCUUUCGGUCUACGCGGGAGCGCCCUGCGCCAUCAACGCUACUCGGAUUGCUUCUCGUGUGCUUGGGAAGAGGGAAUAA
This is a messenger RNA of Parascedosporium putredinis, 435 nucleotides long. Lineage: Eukaryota; Fungi; Ascomycota; Sordariomycetes; Microascales; Microascaceae. The record is from the annotation of a GenBank genome assembly.